GUUGAUCGUGUUGACAGUGUACGCUGCAUACAAGCAAUUGUGCACAUAAGUGUCACUUAUUGAAUUGUAGUUUUUGGCAGUGGUAGUGUCGAAAAAGCUAAUUUUGAGACAUCGAGAUAAAGUUUUUUUCGUUUCAUAGUGAUAUUUUAAGUUCUAUUGUAUAUUUGUAUACAUUUUUUGUAUGAUUUGAAUUAUCAUGAGUCUAACGAGUUUCCUUCCUACACCCAUACAACCAGUAUGGGAUAGAGAUGAUGAGAGAAGGCAACGGGAAGCUGAAAAACCUUCAACAGCUUUGGUGAGUGCUCAAAGUAUAGCUCCACCUUAUGGGCAAAGAAGAGGAUGGGUCCCACGAUAUGGUACAGAUUAUGGAGAUGGUGGAGCAUUUCCAGAAAUACAUAUUGCUCAAUAUCCUCUGAACAUGGGCCAAAAAGGACACGAUUCUACUUCAAAUGCCCUAGCUGUUCAAUUAGAUGCCGAAGGAAAAAUUAAAUAUGAUAUUUUAGCAAGACAGGGUCACACAAGUGAUAAAAUAGUAUACUCAAAGUUAUCCGAUCUUUUACCAGUGGAAAUGGUCUCUGAAAAUGAUGAAAGUUUGAAAAAACCCUCUCAGGAAGAAAUGGAUGAAGUAACUGAAAGAACUAGAUUAGCAUUGAUGAAAUUAACCAAUUCAAAAAUAGCUGCUGCUAUGCCGGUACGAUGUGCUGAAAAGCAAGGUCCUGCAGAAUUCAUACGUUACACACCAUCCCAACAAGGGGCUGCAUUUAAUUCUGGGGCUAAACAAAGGAUUAUUAGAUUAGUAGAAGCACAGGUAGAUCCAAUGGAACCCCCUCGAUUCAAGAUAAACAAAAAAAUACCUAGAGGAGCCCCAUCACCUCCACCACCUGUUAUGCAUAGUCCCACUAGAAAAACUACUGUAAAAGAACAGAAGGAGUGGAAAAUUCCACCUUGCAUAUCUAAUUAUAAAAAUGCAAAAGGAUAUACUGUACCAUUAGAUAAACGUCUUGCUGCUGAUGGUAGAGGUCUUCAACAGUCACAUGUAAAUGAAAAGUUUGCAAAAUUUGCGGAAGCAUUGUAUAUUGCCGAUAGGAAAGCCCGAGAAGCUGUUGAAACUAGAGCACAACUGGAGAAGAAAUUGGCUCAAAAGGAGAAGGAACAGAAGGAAGAGCAUCUGAGACAGUUGGCUCAAAAGGCCAGAGAUGAAAGAGCUGGUAUUAGGACUGUACCAGUAGAAAAACUCACAGCAGAAGAAGAGCGUGAACGUGAAAUGCUAAGGCAAGAUCGUCACAAGGAAAGGGCAAGAGAUCGUAAUCUUGCUAGAGCAGCACCAGACAAGAGAUCUAAAUUGCAGAAAGAAAGGGAGCGUGACAUCUCUGAACAGAUUGCAUUGGGUAUGCCAGCAAGAGGGCAAUCAGGUGAUGUACAGUUUGAUCAAAGGCUCUUUGGUCAAGCUAAAGGUCUCGGCCAAGGUUAUAAUGAUGAUGAAGGCUAUAAUGUUUACGACAAACCCUGGAGAGAUGGUGGUUCUUUGGCUAACCACUUGUAUAGACCAAGUAAAAAUAUUGACAAUGAUAUAUAUGGGGAAGAUCUUGAUAAAAUCAUCAAGACUAACAGGUUUGUACCUGAUAAAGAGUUUGGUGGUACUGACCGUAGUGCUGCGGCAUCUAGGUCUGGUCCAGUUCAGUUUGAGAAGGAAGAGGAUCCAUUUGGUUUGGAUCAGUUCUUGAGUCAAGCUAAGAGAGCUAGCAAAAGAAAAGAACCUGAGAAGAGAGAUGAUAGGACAGAUAAGAAAAAACGCAGGGAUUAGGAUAUUGAACAAAAUUAAAUAGUUAUUUGAAACCUGUUGAACUUAUAAACCAGCUUUUUUAUCCGUUAAGAGAGAGUAGCUAUGAUCAGAAGUAAUUUUUCUGUAAACGAAUAAAUUAGCAACUGUUUUUCCAACCUAUCUUAAGGUUUUGUUGAAUUUCAUUUCAUUGCUUGAAAAAGUCAUGAUUUAAUUGUAUAAUAGAUAUAAUAAAAAUUAAAUAUUCACCACAACAAAUCUGUAUUUUAUUAGUUUAUGACAAGUUUACAUUCAUACUGUGGUAUAGACUAUCUACUCCUUAUACAAUGUUUAUACUAAUCAAUUUGUACAAAUAAAAACUUUGUAAAUUCACUAUAAAGAUUUAUUAUUUC
This is a messenger RNA of Harmonia axyridis, 2172 nucleotides long. It is a transcript of the gene Bx42, whose product is annotated as puff-specific protein Bx42. The coding region runs from base 197 to 1804 and encodes 535 amino acids. The record is from RefSeq and is a predicted model, not a curated record. The transcript has 3 exons. Gene Ontology annotation, biological process: mRNA splicing, via spliceosome. NCBI's taxonomy places the organism in Eukaryota, Metazoa, Arthropoda, Insecta, Coleoptera, Coccinellidae. Gene Ontology annotation, cellular component: spliceosomal complex.